This is a messenger RNA of Galdieria sulphuraria, 1195 nucleotides long. RefSeq lists its product as uncharacterized. Gene Ontology annotation, molecular function: protein binding. Gene Ontology annotation, cellular component: nuclear pore. The transcript has a single exon. Gene Ontology annotation, biological process: nucleocytoplasmic transport. The record is from RefSeq and is a predicted model, not a curated record. Lineage: Eukaryota; Rhodophyta; Bangiophyceae; Galdieriales; Galdieriaceae. Bases 8 to 1171 code for a protein of 387 amino acids.
CUCCUCCAUGGCAUCCCUUCAAACAACUUGGAUAGAAUAUCAAGCUCUACUAGUUUCCUUUCCUCGAGAAGAUUUCUCCUCACAUGUACAACAAUGGUUACAUCAACAGUGGUCAAGUGAUCCACUUCUAGAACAAGCUAUUUCUUGGGCUCGUAGUAUUCCCCAUGUAUUUCCUAGUACUUGUUUGCAACAGUGGUCGAAAUAUGAUGACGAUGCUAGUGAAACAAAAGAUACUGGAAAAGCUUCUUGUAUUGGUCUUUUUCAAUUGACUCAUUGUGGUCAAUACAUUGCUUGUGUAAUAGAAACAGAUACCAUAGCUAUAUUAGACUUACAACAACAAGUGCAAAUACAAACUUUGCGUUCACACUUACAACAUAACAUUCGCAGUAUUGCUUUUCGACCAACUUGUCCUUGGCAAUUGGCAGUUGGUUGUUGGACGGGAAUAGCGUGGUGGAAAAGGAACCAAUUACACUGGUUGACUUGGAAACAACAUAAACAAGUGGAAUAUAUCAGUUGGAGUAAGGAUGGUUCCAUAUUGGCGUCGUGGAGUAGUCUCGACCGUUGUAUCUUAUUAUGGGAUGUAGCACUGUCACAAGCUUUGGUAUUGAUCAAAGAAACGACGCUUUCAGUUUGUGACAUUUCGUUUGGAGAUUUCUUUUUAUUUGUUGGAUAUUCUUCUUCACAAUACCAUUUUACAGUAUUUGAUACUUUAGAGUGGAAACCUCAACUAUGGAAAAAACAACAACGACUGGCUAGUCGAUGUAAAGUAGCUUGGAGCGAACAUUCAUCUUCCGUCUCUAUCAUAGCUUCCAGCAACAGAUUAUAUGCACUCGACAUAUUUGAACAACAACUACUUUGGACAGAAUGCAUAUCCAAUGUACCCGAUGAUGCACAUUUGUUGGAUAUCGUAUGGGAUCCCAGCGCGCAACGAUUGGCAGUCAUGUUAUGGAUACCUAAUCAAGAAUAUCGCACUAUUGUGGCACUUUAUUCAACACAAUGUGAACCCGUCUUUCGAAUGAAUUUUAUGGGUUGGAUAACGGGACCUGAAUCUUCUUCUGAGCAUGCUUUGUGUAUGUCUUUUCAACCAUCGAGUUGUUCAUUUGGUGCUUUAUUAGGUAAGUUGGAAAUUUUCAUUUCAUCCACUUCUCUGGACCAUAACAUAAUCAUAUAGCUAUUUCUUGGAGUCAAGGAACGA